Aspergillus oryzae RIB40 is the source of this 363-nucleotide messenger RNA. RefSeq lists its product as uncharacterized. Lineage: Eukaryota; Fungi; Ascomycota; Eurotiomycetes; Eurotiales; Aspergillaceae. Bases 1 to 363 code for a protein of 120 amino acids. The record is from RefSeq and is a predicted model, not a curated record. The transcript is spliced from 2 exons.
AUGCCUCCAGAUCGAGGUCGCGCUUCUCAGCAACUCGAAAGAACAGUCGGGGCCCUAUUAGAGCGCUUGGGAGAGGACUCGACUAGUAUCAUGCCUCCGUCCGUUGAGCGCCCUGAUAACCCUGCGAGUUCAUCACACAAAGAUGCAGCGAGGACAGCGCCGAAGACAGAUUAUCCCUCGGCUCCACCUGUCAUGGUCAUUCGUGAUCUAGCAUCGGAUGUCGGAGUGAAAUCACCAGAUGCCAGCUCAAACGAAUCGGUGCUAGAUGGUCUCAUAUCGGCCGAUCUAGCUAUUAAUCUCAUGACCAUGUACGUUUUCGGAACCCCCCACGAAGCAUCAAGUCUGAUGAAUAAAGCUUCCUAG